Messenger RNA from Stegastes partitus (bicolor damselfish), 543 nucleotides. RefSeq names its product mpv17-like protein. Gene Ontology annotation, cellular component: mitochondrion; cytoplasm; membrane. Lineage: Eukaryota; Metazoa; Chordata; Actinopteri; Pomacentridae. Bases 1 to 543 code for a protein of 180 amino acids. Gene Ontology annotation, biological process: mitochondrial ribosome assembly. The transcript has 4 exons. The record is from RefSeq and is a predicted model, not a curated record.
AUGAACCGGGUCUGGGCUGCGUUCAAAGCCCACCCGUACAUCAGCAACGUCCUGGGCUACACGGCGCUGUUCGCCUCGGCCGACCUCUUCCAGCAGAGGGUUCUGGGUCAGAACCCUGGCUCGGAGGAACCGGCUACCGUGGACUGGACUCAGACGGCCCGGGUGGCCACUGUCGGCUUCUGCUUCCACGCCAACUUCAACUACCAGUGGCUGGGAGGGCUGGAGAGGCUGCUGCCGGGCGGCGGCCUGAAGGCGGUGGCAGGGAAGGUGGUUCUGGACCAGCUGGUGGCGGCGCCGCUCACCAUCAGCGCCUUUUACAUCGGUUUAAGUUUCCUGGAGAACAAAGACGACCUGCUGGAGGACUGGAGGCAGAAGUUCUGGACGUCUUAUAAGACCGGAGUGGUGUACUGGUCGACCAUGCAGGCGAUAAACUUCACCUUCGUCCCUCCGGUGGCUCGAACUGUGUUUCUGGGAGGCGUCGCUCUGACGUUCACCAUCUUCCUGUGUCACCUCAGACAGCAGCGAGACCACAAACAGGACUGA